AUGUUGAAGGAACGGGCAUUUAGUGCUCCUGGCAAGGCUUUAUUGGCUGGUGGUUAUCUAGUGUUAGAUCCCCAAUAUCGAUCAUAUGUCGUGGCCCUGUCAGCACGAAUGCACGCUGUCGUGGCGGAGACAAAGAGUAGUGGCGAAAAUUGGUUCAUGGUCAGAAUCGUGAGCGCACAAUUCAAUUGCGACGAGUGGAAUUAUCGGGUAUCCCACUCGUCGAAGUACGAAAUUUCGGAAAUCAACGGGCGUGUGAAUCCAUUCGCAGAGAGGGCACUCGAGGUUAUGGUCAAUUAUUGCCAGCCAGACGUUCAGAAAAUGGUGGACCUUGUUAUUGAGCUUUUCUCGGAUGCGGGCUAUCAUUCUGAAGGCGAUAGUCUGAUCAAGCGCAACCAUUUCAGGCAGUUUCGCUUUCACAACCGCACGAUCACUGAGGUUCCUAAAACAGGGCUCGGGUCCUCGGCUGGUUUGGUAGUUGUAUUAACUGCUUCCUUACUUUAUGCGUUCCGUUCAGAAUUUGAUGCAACGUCUGACUUGGACAAAAGCACUGUACACAACCUGGCACAAGUAGCGCACUGCCAGGCGCAAGGUAAAGUCGGUAGUGGAUUCGACGUUGCGGCCGCAGUUUUUGGCUCCAUUAUCUAUCAGAGAUUUGACCCCAAGCUGAUAGAAAACCUUCCCACUGACCAGCCUUCUAUAUACGCCCAGUCAUUGCGUCACAUUAUUGACAUGCAAUGGGAGUUUACCCACGACAAUAUCACCUUGCCGAGGGGCAUUCGCUUAAUGAUGGGGGAUGUUAAUAGUGGGUCAGAGACCACGAAACUCGUGGCCAAGGUUAGAGCCUGGUAUGAAUCCAACUAUCCUAAGAGUUUAGGAAUUUAUCAAGAAAUUAACGAGGGCAACCUUCGAUUCAUUGACGGUAUCGAAAAACUAUCCACCCUUUCACAGCAGGAUCCAAGUCGGUACGAAAGGCUUUUGGAAGCUGUGGAAUCAGAUUCAAACACAAAGGAAAUCCCUGAAAUCGCUCAAAUUGAGGCAGCAGUCAAUAAAAUUAGGAGUAAUUUACAAGUUAUAACGAGUGAGUCUGGCGCUGAUGUGGAACCGCCUGCACAGACCAAGCUGCUGAAUAGCUGCUCGAACCUAAAAGGAGUGAUCACGGGUGUGGUCCCAGGCGCAGGGGGGCACGACGCCAUUUGUCUUUUAUUAUCAGACGGGACUGAUAUUGUUAAGCAAACUUCUAACAACGACACAUUUUCUUGUGUUGCAUGGUUAGAUUUGCAUCAAGAGAACUUUGGCUUGAAGGAAGAAGCCCCGUUAUAUUACAAAGGACUACGAUGA
This is a messenger RNA of Lachancea dasiensis, 1338 nucleotides long. The record is from the annotation of a GenBank genome assembly. NCBI's taxonomy places the organism in Eukaryota, Fungi, Ascomycota, Saccharomycetes, Saccharomycetales, Saccharomycetaceae.